GACAAUGAAACUGAAACACUGUCCAAUUUAGUGUUGGAGGUUUCAUGGCUAAAUUUGACCAGCCUGGUGGCCAAUCUUCAUUGAUCGCACAUUCCACCAGUAAGAGCAGAGUGUGAAGGUUUAAUUAGCAGAGUAAUAGCACAGUUUUGCUUAAAAUAUUGCAAUGCACACAACAUUAUGGGUGACAUAUCAGAGUUCAAAAGAGGACAAAUUGUUGGUGCACGUCUCGCUGGUGCAUCUGUGACUAAGACAGCAAGUCUUUGUGAUGUAUCAAGAGCCACGGUAUCCAGGGUAAUGUCAGCAUACCACCAAGAAGGACGAACCACAUCCAACAGGAGUAACUGUGGACGCAAGAGGAAGCUGUCUGAAAGGGAUGUCCGGGUGCUAACCCAGAUUGUAUCCAAAAAACAUAAAACCACAGCUGCCCAGCUCACUGUAGAAUUAAAUGUGCAUCUCAACUCUCCUGUUUCCACCAAAACUGUCCUUCGGGAGCUCCACAGGGUCAAUGUACAUGGCCGGGCUGCUAUAGCCAAACCUUUGGUCACUCGUGCCAAUGCCAAACGUCGGUUUCAAUGGUGCCAGCAGCAAAAAUCUUGGGCUGUGGACAAUGUGAAACAUGUAUUGUUCUCUGAUGAGUCCACCUUCACUGUCUUUCCCACAUCCGGGAGAGUUACGGUGUGGAGAAGCCCCAAAGAAGCGUACCACCCAGACUGUUGCAUGCCCAGAGUGAAGCAUGGGGGUGGAUCAGUGAUGGUUUGGGCUGCAAUAUCAUGGCAUUCCCUAGGCCCAAUACUUGUGCUAGAUGGGCGCGUCACUGCCAAAGACUACCGAACCAUUCUGGAGGACCAUGUGCACCCAAUGGUUCAAACAUUGUAUCCUAAAGGUGGUGCCGUGUAUCAGGAUGAUAAUAUAUAUAUCCUGAUAUCAGGAUAUAUAUAUACAUGUUUAUGUCAAUCAUAAAACACAGCCAAUCAUGACAAUUUUUCUCUGUUUGCUUUCUCAUAUUGCAGCUGAAGAGAUCGCAGUCUGCACACACAUACUUACAUACAAGAGCGCACAUGCAUAGAGAGAUACACCCCUCUGCUUCUUAUGGCUUUCCUCAUAAAACUUGAGGGAUUUAUUAUAUAUUUCUGCUAUUAAAUGUCUAUAAUCAGUCUUUCCUCAUCCAUGUUUCACGAUUAAUAUUAAUAAUGCUGUGGGAAACAAAUUUUCUACUGUUCUCGCAGAGGAAGGAUCACUAACCUAUUCGGGAAAGGUCGUAAACAUUCUUUCUCGCAACCAAAUGGGUUGCAAAUCUUAGUGGGUAAACAUAGUGUCUAAUAGGGGGUAGGGGAAAAUGAGGAGUCUGCUUAAAACACAACCUGAAGGAUAGCCUAUCAAAAUCUGUAUAAAUACCAGAGGUUUCUUGUCUGUCUGUGGAGAUCUUGAUGACCACAGCACUUCUGAGUGUGUUCUAAUCUUCAAUAAAAGAUUCCUGCAACAUACUUCCAAGUCUCCGUGAUCGCUCUUCUACUGGUCUUCGUUUAAUUUACAACAGUUGGUGCCAUGCCCCGGAUAGAAGUUGAUACAAGAAUCAGAUGCCAGAAUUCACAUCAGUUGGUGCAAGGAACCUGAAAGGGCUAACUGAUCCAGAGCUGAGCCUACCCCAGUGACUGGGGUCCUUAUCACCUGAAACAAGUCCAGACUGAACUUCUGCAACUCAACUCUCAGAUUUGGUCUCAUCCCAGUUGUCAUAUCCAGAUUAAGAACCAUCCAUCACAAUUAUCACCUGAUCAAGGAAUCAUAUUCAUGGCCAAUGGCUCAGAAUUACUGCAGGGUGAUGUACACUGACAUGGCAACAAUCGUAACUGAUGAUGAUUGGUUGCGACUAAACGAAGAAGCGGUGAGCAAAGGCUACACUGGAUAUUCCUGGAUUGGAUUGUACAAUGAUGUCAAUAGCUGGCGCUGGUCAUUAAACGAGCUCCCACUGAAGAAUGUCACUUAUACAAACUGGUACACUGGACAGCCGGAUAAUUAUGCUGGAAAAGAGGCAUGUGGUAUAAUUAAAAGAGUGGGACUCUGGUCAGAUAUUCCAUGUACAUGGCUAAGACCAAUUAUAUGCUACAAUGAUAAUUUCAGUGGUGCUGACAAGUUCAUCGGCAUCUCUAGUCCUUAUAUGACCUGGCCUCAAGCUCAGGCUUACUGCCGAACACAUCAUACAGACUUGGCCAGUGCUCUAAACAGUUCAGAUAACAACUUCCUGUUUCAGGUGAGCAAUAUCCAGGGUGAUUCCUGGAUUGGACUCUACAGAGACACAUGGAAGUGGUCAGAUGGGACAAUCACUUCAAACCUACCAUGGGCACCUGGAGAACCUGAUAAUUAUUGGGGCAAAGAGAACUGUGCAGCACAUUAUAACAACAUGUUUGAUGAUUUUUCAUGCAGCUACCAAAGCUAUUUCUACUGUCACACCAUUCUACCAGUGAGGGAACAGCAGAUUGUAAGACUGCAGGUGAAGUCUGAUGGCAGUGUGUUAGAUCCUGCUGUACAGUCGUCUAUUUUAGAGCAGAUCAAGCAAAAACUGGCAGAAAAGGGCAUGUUAGAGAACACCAAAGUGACCUGGAGGGUGCAGCCAGAUGGAAACAUCUUACACUUGAAAAACAAGGAUGAUCUGUAAUGUCUAAAUCAGGGAUAUCAAACACAAAUUCCAUUUGUGAGAAAUGCUGUAAAGUUGUAAUUGAUGUCUUGUUUGUUUGUUUUAACAUAUUUAAUAUAUUCUUAGAACUAACACCAAUAACCUAGAGGCUCAGAAAAUAGAAUAGGUUUUUCUACAAGAAAAAGGGCCAAUAGAAACUUUUAAAAAAAUUCAUUUAUGGUUAUGACAAUGACAGCUUAACACAAUGUGCUUCUGUCUUUAGAUGUGUGCUUUACUUCAAGCACAGCAUACAGACAUUUGUUUUAACCUUACCACAGUUUCUGCUGCAGCUGAUCUGACUAUGGAAGAAUUUUCCUGAUUUUGGACUAUUACUGUUUACAGUUUCCUUUACAUGAAUGUACAAUGUCCGCAACAUUUCAAACUGAAAAGCGAAGUCCAUUUGCAACUGCAUUUACCAUGUUUUACAGAGGGCUUAGUGCUGUUUCCUCCAGGUACUCUAGUUUCCUCAUUCUGCCCAAACACGGGCCUGAUAGGCCGAUUGGUAUCUAUAAUGUAUGUGUGUGCAGUUGUUGUUGUUGCUUUGUUUGAGGGAACAUAAGUUAGACUAAAUAAAACAUUUUCU
This is a messenger RNA of Hemibagrus wyckioides, 3254 nucleotides long. Its product is annotated as macrophage mannose receptor 1-like. The record is from RefSeq and is a predicted model, not a curated record. The transcript has 5 exons. Lineage: Eukaryota; Metazoa; Chordata; Actinopteri; Siluriformes; Bagridae. The coding region runs from base 1796 to 2653 and encodes 285 amino acids.